AUGGCCGCCCCACAGAGCAAUGGCCGCGCAAAGAAGGUGUCCAAGCCCAAGGCCAGCGGCUAUCUGAACGGCUCAGCCAACGGCCAUCUCAACGGCCACGCAGACAAGUCCAAAUCCUCCAGCGUCGCCGUGCGCCCAAGGAAGCAAAGAAGAACAUUCACAGGCGCUGUCACAAGUAUCCUGCUGAGACUGUCGGUGUGGUACGUCAUCCUCACCGCCGCCUUCAGGUGCCCGUCCUCCGUGACGCAGCUGAACGACUCCUCUCCUCGUGUCUGCACACCAUAUCUGCAGGUGCGCUCCUACGUAACACCUCACCUCGACCCUUACUACCAGGCCUACCUUGCACCCCACGUGGAGAAGGCAAAGCCCUACGUCGACCGCUUCGAACGCCAGGUCUACACACCCGCCGCUAGCUUCACCAAGAAGCAGUACACUACGUACGGCGCGCACAGGGUCGAGCAAGCCAGGAAGCAGGCCGAGGCUGGCUGGGACAAGACAGUCCGCCCACACCUGCAGAAUGCCCAGAACGCCGCGCAAGCACAGUACGAUGUCUACCUUGGACACCACGUGAAAAGGGCCUCAGAUGCCGCCAGCCCUUACUACGACCAGAUCAAGACUGGCUCGAGCAGCGCCUACCACAAAUCGCUCCUGCCUGCAUACGAGGCUUCUCGGCCCUACCUCCGCAAAGCUCGCGUGCAAGGUCGUCACGUCAUUGUCGAUGUCGUCUUCCCUCACGUUCGCUCUGCCAAGGAUAUCACCUGGGCCUUCCUCGUCCGCAAUAUCUGGCCUCAACUACGCGUCCUCUACGGCGACAACGUUGAGCCACAGCUGGUCCGCAUUUCUGAACGCUUAGGCCGCUACCGAGACCAGCAGAGAGUGGAGUCCGUGGUCGAUGCUGUCGAGUCGGAAACGUCUACUGCCGCGACUGAUGCCACCAAAAUUGUCCCAACCGUUGCUGCGUCGAGCUCCAGCUCUAUUGCUUCUGUUGCCUCUGCAUCUAUCAGCUCAGCCAGCAAAGCAGCUUCGAGCGUUGUAGACAGCAUUUUGGGUGGCGACUCGUCCAGCGCUGCCUCUGGCGAAGCGCAGUCUGAAGCUUCAAUCGACCCCAAAGACUCCGGUCUCUCUCCCGAAGAAUUGAAGGAGAAGCUCAACGAGGAUCUCCGCAAGUGGCAGACCAAGUUCGCUGCAGCAGCUGACAAGGGUGCCGAAGAUCUUGAGCAGCGUGUCGCCGAAAUCACUACUCGUCAGGUCGAGAAGGGCGUCAACGGACACGGCAAAGCCUUGAUCGUCAAGCUCGAGGAGAGCGCAGACUCGACUAUCGUCAGCCUGAAGAGCUUCAUCAAGAAGACCGUCAAGUCUAUUCCUGAAGAUGCCACAGAGAAGGACCUUGAACUUGCACACGAGCAGUGCAGCACCAAGGCGCGUGAGCUCGGACAGACUGUAAAGCAAAAGGCUCAAGACGUCCGCGAGUGGAAGAGUUCCUACGAUACAGAGACAGAUACGCUUGUCCAAGCUGCCGUCAAGAGCACAGUCGAGGUCCUCGAAAAGAUUCACGGUUUGGGACUCCAGGAAGUCGGAAUGCGCUGGGCAUGGACUGAUGGUGUGACCUACAAAGACUGGCAGAACUACCACAAGCUAAAGUCCACCCUCACAGAAUGGCAAGCCGAAGUCGAGUCUGUCGGCUCGAGACACGAGGGUCUCCGCCUUGCUCACGAAGAGGCCAAGCGUCUUGAAGAUGAGGCUAUGUCUAUCGCCUCGAAGAACGUCAACGAGCUGGUUCGUCUCAAGGACGUUGCCAAGUGGAAGCUCUGGGCUGACGAUGCGACCGACGACUUCACAAACAACGCCGUACCCCCUCGUGCACGCAAGGCAGCCCAGCAAGUUCUGGAUAAUGUCGGCAGCGCCUCGUCAAAGGUCUCUGAGGCAAUCGUCGGUUCAGAAACCCCAGUCAGCGAAAGCAUUGCUUCUUCAAUCAAGAGUGCGGCCUUUGAUGCUUCAUCGAAGAUGUCUGAAGCUUCUUCCGAAGUUUACAAAUCCGUUGUAGGCGCAGAGACUCCAUCGGCGCAAAAUGUGCUCUCGCAGGCAUCGUCGAAGGCUUCCGAAGUCGUCGUUGACGGUGCAUCCAGCGUCAGCAGUGGCGCCAGUGAAGCCGCUAGCAGCGCGUCUAGUGCUGCAUCUGGAGCAAAAGAUGCCGUUGUAGAGAAGGCCUCUACCGCCACCGAAUCUCCCAAGAAGGUCUGGGGUGGUGUUGCUGCCCAGGUUCUUGUUGAAGCAAGGGAGCCUGUAUUUGACGAUGUUAUUGAUGAUGACGAGAGUGUGAAUUACUCAGUCAAACUUCAGAGCAUGGUUGCUGACGCCGGCGACCGUGCGUCUGAGCUGAGCAGGGCUGUCAGCGAAGCUCUUUUGGGUGCCACCAAGACACAGGGAAGCGUCGAAUCUGCUACCUCUCUUGCAAGCGAGCAGUACGCCAAAGCCAUUGCAGCAGCUUCGAGCGCGUUGUAUGGAACUCAACAGCAGCCUCUUGAGAGUGCAACGAGCAUAGCUUCUGUCAAGUUCGCCGAUGCCGUCACCGCUGCAUCUUACGCUAUCUACGGCACUCCUACGCCCACCGCAGUGAUCAAGACCGUACAAGUCGAAGUGAGCUCACGUUACAGCAACGCCGUCAGCCUCGCCAGCGAACAACUCGAGAACGCAAAGUCCCAGCUCUCGGUUCUGGCUUCCGGAACUCAGCAGCCCGCUUACCAGACUUUGUUGUCUGGGUUCGAGAAGGCAUACUCUGACUCUGUCGCCGCCGCCAGCAGUCAGCUGCAUGCCGCUCUUCAGUACACCGAGUCGGCGAAGAGCUACGCAGCAGGCCCGACCCAAGGCUACUUUGCGUCUGUUUCCUCGAUUGCUUCGUCAAGACUGUCCGAAGGUCUUAGCCAGGCUUCUGCUCAGUUUUCCACUCAGCCCACUUCCGGUAUUGACAGUGCGCGUCGCCAGUACUACGAGGCUAUUGGUCUCGCCCAUGGCCGCUACUCUGAAUUUCUCGGUGCUGCCUCCAGCGCCGUCUACGGCCCUCAACAAGGUACAGCAGAGUCUUUCGCUUCGGUCGCAUCUGCAUCGGCGAGCUCCAUUGCCUCGGCUGCGUCCGUGUCGGCAGCUUCCGCCGCAUCUGGUGUUUCUGACACCGUUAAUUCCGCUGCCGCAAAUGCUCAGUCCGUAGCAUCGAACGCUCAGGCUGCCGCUGAGUCGCUGGCCUCUCAAGUCAGUUCUGGUGUUAUCGGCUCUGAGACACCUUGGACCGAGUCAGUUGCUUCUCAGGCUAGCGAGAACUGGGAGGCGUUGAUCGCCAGGGCCAGCAGCCAGGUCUACGGUCAGCCUACUCCCUGGACAGAGUCAGUCUAUUCUCAGGCUGGUGCAUACGGAGCACAAGCCACAGCCAGGGUCGCCGAGCAGUAUGCUGGUAUUCAGGCCCUGAUCUCUGAACUGGUCGUCGGCAAAGAGCCCGAUUUCACCGAGAGCGUCAUGAACAGAUUUGCAUCAGCAUACUCUACAGGCCUUCCCGCUGUUGUUGCCUCUGCUGAAUCAUACGUCAACGGGCAAUACGACUCUGCAAGCUCUUACGCCGGUGAGAGCUUCGAGGCUGCAACUGAUUAUGCUGCCGAUGCCUACGCUUCCGCUUCAUCUGUCGUCAGCUCCAUCUUCACCCCACCAGCCGCCGUUGAGACUAUCCUCAGCCAGGCCAGCGCGCAGAUCGACUCGGCUCUUGAGAGCGCCUCGGUCGCUGUUUACGGAACCCCCAAGGGCGCGGCUGAGCAGGCUAGCGAGUCUGUUGCCAGCGCGUACGCUUCCAUCCAGUCUCAGGUUAGCGAGGCCAUCUACGGCACCGAACAGGCUCAGGAUAGCUUCACUGCCGCUGCUGUUAGCGCUCAAGCUGCCAUAAGCGCAGCCAUCUUUGGCACACCCACAGCCACUGGCUACGCUGCAUCGAUCACGAGCGGCGCCUCUGACACAUACGGCUCCGUAGCCAGUGGUGCUGGAGAGGUGUACAGCUCGGUUGCCAGUAACGCGGGAGAGGUCCUUGACUCCGUCGCGAGUGGCGCAGGUGAAGCCUACACUUCUGUCGCCUCGGUCGCAAGUGAGAACGCCGACUACGCCUACUCCAAGAUCAGCUCCGCAAUCUACGGUCCCGAACAGGGUGCUAUGGAAAGCGCCAACAGCAGGAUCGCACUCGCCGUCGAGGCAGCCAAUUCGCGCAUCAGCGAGAUGUACGCUAGUGCAUCCGUCAAUGCUGGUAAGGCAGCCAGUAGCGCGUCAAGCGUUGCUACUGAGGCGACACAAAGAGUCAAGGACGAGUUGUAA
Messenger RNA from Ascochyta rabiei, 4344 nucleotides. RefSeq lists its product as uncharacterized. Lineage: Eukaryota; Fungi; Ascomycota; Dothideomycetes; Pleosporales; Didymellaceae. Gene Ontology annotation, biological process: protein transport. The record is from RefSeq and is a predicted model, not a curated record. The transcript has 4 exons. Bases 1 to 4344 code for a protein of 1447 amino acids.